Messenger RNA from Mercenaria mercenaria, 3157 nucleotides. Its product is annotated as leucine-rich repeat-containing protein 74B-like. Gene Ontology annotation, molecular function: calcium ion binding; protein binding. Lineage: Eukaryota; Metazoa; Mollusca; Bivalvia; Venerida; Veneridae. The transcript is spliced from 11 exons. The record is from RefSeq and is a predicted model, not a curated record. Bases 889 to 2670 code for a protein of 593 amino acids.
UUCAUUAUGUUGGCUCUUAUUUAAUAUUUUGCUUCAGAAAACUUGCUAAUCUUUCUGACUUUAUUGAAAUCAUAAUUUGCAUUUUCUUGUAUUAUGGAUAUAUGCACCCGUUGCAUCAAACAUCAAACUAACCGUUUGUAAUUCCGCUGUAGAAAAGGUGGGAAUAUACGAUAUGAUGAUUCAAAAACUUGUUUUACAAUGACUGCUCGUUGAGGUAAGUUAAUAUGUUAUUUAACAAAUGUUAUUAACCAAUUCUUUCUACAGAUUAUAAAAAGAAUUGAAAUAAAAUUAUAAAUUUCUACAAUCACUGUCUAUAAGCCUUACUGUUGUUAUUGCCAUUGCUAAAUUCAUAUUUUCUUUUCUAUUUGGAAAUAAAAACUGUUACUUUCCUGUAGUUUAUUAACUCUCAUGUUUAUUUCAGGUAAACAAACAUCACAAUAUUACUGGUUGAAUACUUUUCAAUUUAAAAAGUUGCAAAUAUUUGAAGGAAAUUAUUUGUUAAACUAGCAGUUGCUAACUUGACCAAAUAAACCAGCGUAUGAUAAUGAUAGAAAUACCAUUACGGUACGUAAAAAGUCGCUAUAAAAGGUUCUUUAUAUUAUUAUGUAUAAAUUUAAAUAUACAUGUACAUUGUAUUCAUGUAUGUUCGAGUGAAACUGAAUAGACUGCAGAGAAAAGAAACUGGAAAUAUUUUCAAUGUAUAUGUCAAAAUUACUUGAUGUUACAAACUGUUAUUCUUAAUAACAUGGUGUUCCUUAUGAAAAUCUUAAAGCAAUCAACGUUUCCUGACAAUAUUUUGUUUUUCUUCCUAGUGUACAUUUAGUUAUCAAUAAUAUUAUAUAUUUGUCUGUAUCUAUUGGAUUAUUUGCGGAUAUACCGAGAUGUAUUAUGGAGAUAUCAAACCAGCAUAAGAAGAAAAUCACGUCAGCAAAUUCUAACAUCGGAGAAAUGCAUAGAAAAAUACACGAAGCAGGCCAUGGUGGAAGAACUCCAAUUACUAAUAGGCAGCAGCAACGUGCAAGUGCCAAACAAAAGACAAAUAUAAAGGGGGCUGGAAAGGUGUCAAAAGAAACAUCGCUUUAUAUGAGUAGAACAUCUCCACUCGUCAGGACUGGAUCAACACCAGUGUCUUUGACUUCUGUUGUUGCAAUGACAGAGUCAUCUACGCCUAUAGAGAAUGCCAUUCCUGAUGAAAAACUUGGAAUUCGCAAUGCAUGUAGAAAACCUCCAGUGACUUGUAUUCAACGAGAAUUUACGUUCACUGGCUACGAUAUCAUGUCUGACAUUGAACCAAAAAAAGAAGUGAAAGAAAGCGCAAAUCAGAAAGUAGAACGGGAAAAUGUUGAAUGUUACUUAACAGCCUGUAAACGGUUAAGGGUACCUCCAUCCUCAUUCAUUUCACGGCAUAUCAAUGACAAAGACUUGGUGAUGAAAAGUCAUCCAUUAGGACCAAAGGGAGUGAGAGCUCUGUGUGUUGCUCUCGUGGAUAAUCAUCGCGUGCAGAUGCUCAAUCUAGAAGACAACGAUAUAGGCAGUGAAGGUGCAGAGUGUAUUGCUGAAAUGCUAGAAGAAAACGACAACAUUACGGAACUUAACAUUAGCGGUAACCUGAUUGGAUCAAGAGGAAUAGAAGCUUUCACAAAUUUACUUAAAAGAGGGCGGAAUCUCCAUAAACUAGAUAUUUCAGGUAGUGGUUUGGAAGAUUCUGAAGCAAAAGUAUUGGCAGACAUGAUAGAGGCAAAGUCUAAACUUGAGGAAUUAAAUGUUAGUCACAACGGAAUUAGCGAAAUCGGAGCCCUCGACAUUGGGCGUGCAAUAGCUAAGAACGAUAUUUUAAAAGAUUUGGAUAUGAGCUGGAAUCAUAUCAGAGGGAAUGGUGCAUUAGCAAUAGCCCUAGGUAUAAAGAAAAAUGUUGGUUUAAAGUAUUUGAACCUAGCAUGGAAUGGAUUUGGUAAUGUUGGUGCAGAGAAUCUAGGCCGGGCAUUAAUGAAUAAUAGAACAUUGUUAUCAUUAGACAUAUCAAACAAUCGAAUCGGAAUAGAUGGAGUAAAGGGACUUGUAAAAGGGCUUCAGCGAAAUGAAGGACUUAGAUCGAUAAAAAUGGGCCAAAAUCCUUAUACUGCAGAGGUUGCUAUGACCAUAUUGAGAGCAAUAGAGAACUCGGACAAGUGUGUGCUAACAAUGCUAGACAUUUCCGACAUUGUUGUUAGAUCAGAAUUUCUUGACAAAUGGGAUGAAGUGAAGCGCACACGGCAGCUACCACUAAGGAUUGUCUUUGGACCGGUCAUGCAGUCAACGGCCCCACCGAUAAUAGAUGAGGAAGUCAUUGACUGGAGAGACCCAGUAAUGCGCAUGUUCAAGUUUAUGCAUGACAAGGGUUAUCGAAUCAUUGACCUUUUGAAAAGAUUGGACAAAGACAGAAGUCUAAGCGUUGAUAGACAGGAAUUUAAAAUGGGACUAGUGGCUGAAAAGAUACCGAUGACUGAGCACCAGCUGGAUGAAGUUAUUAAACAACUAGAUACUGACAAAGACGGGGAAGUCGAUAUGGGAGAGUUGAUGCGUGGGGAGAAAGAAUUUCGGAAGAAAAUGAAAGCUCGCAUGAGAAAAAUGUUGACAACAAUGAAACCAGACACCGCAAUGAUGAAAUUGAUGGAAAUUAACGAACUAUGAAAAUUUAAAAAUAAACGUUACGCUGAAUGCACACAUUCAGUCUACACAUACAGUUACCAACGCGCGGCAUUUUUAGGACCAAAAGAAUUUUGUUUUCCUUUAUUUCAGUGGUAAUAUGCUCAAAGUGUAACUAUUUUGUAUCUUAGUUGUAAGAUCAAAUACACAAGAUCACAUGAUCAGGGGAAAUCCGACAUUUUAUCUUUGAUUUGACACAAGUAAUUAAACAUCAAUAAAACCUUAUUCGUAAAUAACUUACAUCAUAUAUACAUUUAUGUAGAAAUAUGUGAUUCAAGUGAAUUGAAUCAAAUCUGUCAAAGAUCCUAGGAGAGCACAGAACGCACACUAACCGAAACGUCUGACUUGCGCUCGAUAUUUUUGCCAAUAUCUAUCACAAUAUUAAUAGCACACGUACGAGUUUCUCAGACACAUAUACGAAUAUGUUGUUCUGUACAUACAAGUAUAAACAUUUCAACAAAAUUGAAUCGUG